CCUGUAAGGUGGAGGUACUUCCCCAGUUGGGCUCUGCUCUAGAUCUGGAAUGACAACCGCUGUGCUGUGCCCUACCGCACAAAGCGAGAUGACAUUCACAAUGCCCAUACCUCUCUUGUGGACAUAGUUUAAGGAGAGUCGGGUCCAAUAUAUUAUUAUAUUAUUUUUAGGAUUCUUCCUAGCCCAAAACUAAGGUAGUUAUUAAAAAAAAUAUAUACUUCUGUCAAGUCGGUUUAAGGGAAGACUUUUUAAACACAUUUAUGUUUAUUGUUAUUAUUAUUAUCAUUUGUUUAAUCUCUGCCAACUCAUUAUUAUAUAUCAUACUGUUUAAUCCUCAAAAAAUUUACAACAUAUUUUAAAAACUGCUAUUAUGAUUUAUCCUAUUAGAAAACUUUUUUAUCAACUUAAAAUACGCGCAAUUUAUCCAAGCGAAUCCGCGGUACCAACCACUAUGCAGUUACGAUUUCGAAAUCAUUCGGAUCAUAUUUAAAUGCACCCGAUUGGCUCGCUGAUUUAUUCUAGAUCAUUUAAAUAGCGAAUCAGGGGCGCGCUCUUGACACUGGACCGCUGGAGUCCGCGGCGUGCGUUCGAUUUUCAAAUUUGUUUUUUUUUUUAUUUGUGUGGAGUGAAGUGCCAGUGCUUGCCAAUUUUGUGCCAUUGCGAAGUAAGCAGCAGCCAUGAUUCCUAGCUCACUCAUCCCAGUCACCAUCCUCCUUCUAUCACUUCAAAACAUCAUGGCUGAAGAAGGUUACCUCCGCUACGUCAAAGAUGGCUGCUUUCUCCGCGGCGAGGCACUUUCCUGCGUCAAAUACAAAGCUUUAAAAGUAGCUAAGAAAACUUUAUUCGGUGACGAUAAUGGAAAUGAAACCAUCAGAGCCAAUAACAUGAUUAGUUUUGUACCUUUAGAUCAAGAAACUGUUGAUAAGUUAAAUAUAAAGAAAGAAGAAAUGGAAGUUAGUGAACCGAGAGGGUUUUUAUCAGAAUGGGCGGAGCUGACGAAGUAUGCAGUGAAGGUGGUGAAGGAGUUCUUCAGGAUGAAGGGAAUGAAGGUGAACUUGCCGGAAGGGGCGAGGACUAUUGAGGAAGAGGAUGUGGAUGAUGGACGUGGACGCAAGAAGAAGCUGGCAGUCGUCGUCCCCCUCCUCACCCUACUAGCAGCACUGAAGACCAAACUGCUUCUAAUACCAAUUCUCCUAGCAGUACUUUUGAUAAAGAAACUCCUCCUGGUCGCCGCCCUCCUACUCCCAGGUCUCCUGAGCACGCUCAAGGCUUGCAAGCACCACCACCACAUGCCCAGCUACUCCUAUUUCGGCAGCAGUGACUCCUCAGACUUCAACUCUGACUACGGCAGCAGCUAUGCCUACUCCUCAGGAAAUGGUUACGCUAAGGACUGGGCUGCAAACAGGGCAUAUAAUAUGCAGAAACCUAGGCCUACUCCUGCCCCUAUGUACAUUACUGCUCCUGGUGGAGUUGCGUAGAUUUAAAUUAUAGACUUCUAUUAAUAAUGUUCCAGUGGAUUAAGCUAAAACCAAAUUUUUUUUGGAAACAGGCUGUUUGGUCUGUCUGAUGUUGUUAAAUUACAUCAACAAUAAUAGUUUAGCCCGGAAAAUGAAAAAGGAUUAUGUUUACCAAUAAUUCCCCUUAGUACAUACUUUAAUGAUGAUUAAAUUUGAUGAAAUGAUAGAUAAUGUACCCUAUUACAAGCUUUUAUUUACUUUCACUUGACCGUUGUCUGUUUGUAAUCAAAUCUUGCAAGUUAAAUUUGAUCCACUUCCCGGUUUCCGAUUGAGCUGAAAAUUUGCAUACAUAUGUAAGUCGGGUGACAAUGCAAUAUUAUGGUACCAUCGAGCUGAUAUGAUGAUGGAGACAAGAGGUGGACAUAGUAACUCUGUGAUAAAACAACGCAACCUAAUUGUGUUUGGGGUUUUUAGAAUUUGCUCGAUGAGUAUUAGUUGCCCGUGGAAAGAAAAGUACAGUCAGCGAUAAAAAAUUGUGCAAAAAAUGUAAUUUUUGCCAAAAACUAUUUAUUCUACUAAAUUGCAUCGAACAAAAUAUAUUAUUCAUAUACUUAUUUUUAAAAUUGAAAUAUAAUGAAAACAUUUGCUGCCUCAGGCAAGUUUCGUACUUGCGACCUUACCAAUUUGUCGUAACAAGAGGGUUUUUUUCGGUGAAAAGUGUUCAGUUCCCUUGCGAUUAUUUUUGCAGCUUUUAUUUUUGAUAAAUUUUAUUUAAUAUGUUAGAAAUACUUUCGUAUUAAUUGCCGUCUGGUUUGGUUAAAUUUUCAUGUUACUAAGAUAAAUAUUUUUUCACCACACCAGCUUGUAAAGGAUCUGUUUAUUCUCCAAAAACGGAUGAGAAAGUUGCAUUUUAUCCACAGGUGUGUCAAA
This is a messenger RNA of Cydia pomonella (codling moth), 2387 nucleotides long. RefSeq lists its product as uncharacterized. The record is from RefSeq and is a predicted model, not a curated record. The transcript is spliced from 4 exons. The coding region runs from base 678 to 1478 and encodes 266 amino acids. Lineage: Eukaryota; Metazoa; Arthropoda; Insecta; Lepidoptera; Tortricidae.